Rotaria socialis is the source of this 1311-nucleotide messenger RNA. The record is from the annotation of a GenBank genome assembly. Lineage: Eukaryota; Metazoa; Rotifera; Eurotatoria; Philodinida; Philodinidae.
AUGGAAGAUCUUGAUCAACUUUUAGCGGAUCUUCAAUCGGUUAGUCAACGUGCUCGUAAUGCCUAUGAAAAUAGUCAAAAUGAAACUCGCCUUGAACCUAUGGUGCUUAAUCGAAGUCUUCCAGCCCAACGAAAUCAAGUACUGAAUUUAAUUCGGCCAGAUUCAGUUAUUGAUCCAGAGCCAAGCCCAAAAAGUCUAAAUGAACUCAAUCAACUUCUUGAUGCGCUUAGUAAAGCAAGAGAAACUAUGAAAAGCGAUAGUCAAAUAGUUCGAACUUCCCAUGGAUCGAAUUCAACACCAAUAAAAGUAAUUCAUAACAUUGAAGAUUCAUCAAUAAAGAGUACUAAGUCAAUUGAUGAUGCGAUUGAUACUUUAAAUGAAACGACUGAAACGAUUAAAUCUAGUUCUAGAAAAAAAUCAUCAUCUUCAAAAAAUUCAUCUAGAAAACCAGCAACGAAAGAAUUAGAAGAUCUUAUGGAAUCGUUAAGUAGUUUUAAACUUCCAGCACAGACUUCAUCAAUCACAUGUUUACCAUCCGACUUAACAUCGGCUGUAGAACAAAUGCCAUCAUUAAAAACAACAUCUAUACCACAACAAUAUCCUCUUUGUCAUUCUUGCCAAAAACCAAUUGUUGGACAGAUAAUUACAGUACUUGAUCGUUCCUAUCAUCCAGAACAUUUACGUUGUACUGCAUGUAAUAUUGAAAUUGGCCGAAAAGAUUUCUAUGAAAAAUCUGGGAAGCCCUAUUGUGAACUUGAUUAUCGACGAUUAUUUGCUCCGAAAUGUGCACGUUGCGAUGAACCCAUAAUCGAUGUAAUGAUUACAGCCUUAAAUCGUAACUGGCAUCCGGAACAUUUUCUCUGCGAACUAUGUGAGCGACGAGUUGGAGAAGACGGGUAUCAUGAAAAAGAUGGAUAUGCCUAUUGCCGAGAAUGUUAUAUGACUACUUUUGUACCCAAAUGUCUUGGUUGUAAACAAGUAAUUGUCGACACUUAUAUUCAAGCACUUGGUGGCCAUUAUCAUAAAAGUUGUUUUGUUUGUCAAGAAUGUUCUCAACCUUUUUUAACUGGCUCAUUCUACGAACAUGAACAUCAACCAUUAUGUGAACUACAUUAUCAUCAACGACGUGGUUCACUCUGCUCAUCUUGUCAAAAGCCAAUUGGUGGUCGUUGUAUAACAGCGAUGGGUAGAAAAUACCACGUUGAACAUUUUAUUUGCUCCUAUUGUACACGACAAUUACAAAAUGGCACAUUUAAAGAGUAUCAAAAUAAGCCCUAUUGUCAUCCUUGUUUUGUAAAAUUAUUUGCUUGA